AAUUAAAACCACAGGAAAGUAUAUGAGUUCCCUUUAUUGAGAAGAAACCAGUGUUCAUAAACUAGGGACUCGUGGACAAGCUUCAGAUGGGCUGCUCUGAAACCGGUGCCGGGGCCAGGACUGAGUGAGGCGGUGGGAUGAUGUGACAGCAGCUCCGCUUCCUGGCAUCACCUGCCCCAGAGCCGGGCACACCUUUUCGUGAGCCAGCUCCUCGGACUCACAGCAAACCUGCGAGUGGGACACGCACCCUCAUUCACAGGAAGAGCUCGCUGACCGUUCGGGCCAUGGACUGUGUCACCUCCACGGCCGUCCUGUCCCUGCUGCUCGGCUGCGUGGGCGUCUUCGGCUUCUUCAAGCUGCUGCAGGGCCUGCGGACGAAGGCCCACCUCCAGGACGCCGUGGUGGUCAUCACGGGCGCGACCUCGGGCCUGGGGCGAGAGUGCGCCAAGGUCUUCCACGCCGCGGGCGCGAAGCUGGUGCUCUGCGGCCGGAACAGAGAGGCCCUGGAGCAGCUCACCAAAGAACUCGCCGCUUCUCGGGCCUCCGAGGUGCAGACACACACGCCUCGCAUGGUGACCUUCGACCUGGCGGACACCGGGGCCACCGUCGCGGCCGCAGCUGAAAUCCUGCAGUGCUUCGGCCACGUGGACGUGCUCGUCAACAACGCGGGGGUCAGCUACCGCGGCACCAUCCUGGACACCCCCGUGGACGUGGACAGGAGAGUCAUGGAGACCAACUACUUCGGCCCCAUCGCUCUGACGAAAGCGCUCCUGCCCUCCAUGGUCCAGCGGCGGCGGGGCCACGUGGUCGCCAUCAGCAGCGUGCAGGGCAAGAUCAGCGUCCCCUUCCGGUCGGCCUAUGCAGCCUCCAAACAUGCAACCCAGGCCUUCUGUGACUGUCUGCGCGCAGAGCUGGAGCAGCACGGGGUCGCCGUGACCGUGCUCAGCCCCGGCUACAUCCGCACCAACCUCUCCCUCAACGCCAUCGCCGCCGACGGCUCCAGAUACGGAGUUAUGGACGAGACCACCGCCCAGGGCCGAGUGCCUGCGGACGUGGCCCGAGACGUCCUGGCUGCCGUGGCGAAGAAGAAGGAGGACGUGGUCCUGGCCAGCCUGGCGCCUUCCUUGGCCAUUUACCUGCGAACGCUGGCGCCCGCGCUCUUCUUCCGCCUCAUGGCCUCCCGGGCCCGGAAGGAGCAGAAGCCCAAGGACUGCUAGUGCCACCGCAGGGCUGUUGUCCUGGGUGCCUGUCGGGUGGAGGCCGGAGGCACGUCCCCUGCAGAGCCCUGGCCGGCCUGCUGGGCGAGACCGGAGCACAGCGGCAACAGGCCUCCCGCGGCGAGGCCGGCCCUGAGGAGUAAGGAGCUGGGUUUUAAUGCGGAGAACAUGAAAUAAACGAAUGGACACAUGAGCCCUAGUCCUUGAGGGCUAGAGAACUGUGCCUCCCUCAGAUCCCAGCUUCCGCCGGCUCCCAGAACGGGUUUCCAUCUGGAAACCAGCAGACAUCCUGACGGCGCCUCGGCCUCGCUGUCCACGUCUGACUCACCCGGCACCACUCUCCUAAUGGCUUGGCCCCAGGGGAGAAGCCUGUGUGUAAGAGCCGUCCUUCCCUCCACCCCAGGCCCUGCAGUGUCCCCUUCAGCCCAGCGGGGGCUAAUGUGACCAUCACUGACCUCCCAGUGGCACCAGCUCUAGGACCAGAAAAGGGUUCCCAUUUCCCUACUGACCACCCCCUCCCCCAGCCCGCCCCCCAGCCCUGCAGGACCAGGCACCACUCCCAGAGGAGAUGCACUAAGGAGACCGCGUCUAGGGGAAAAGGACACGUGGUCCACGUGUCCUCUGGUGUGAGGCUCAGAAUCCGGUCGGGGGCGGGGACUCUUUUUAAAAAAAUAUUUUUGAUUUCAGAGAGAAAGGGGGAGGGAGAGAGAUAGAAACACCAAUGAUGGGAGAGAAUCAUUGAUCGGCUACAUCCUGCACUUUCCCCACUGGGGAUCAAGCCCGCAACGCAGGUAUGUGCCCUGACGGAAUGAACUGUGGUCUCCUGGUUCACAGGUCGACGCUCAGCCUCUGAGCCCUGCGGCCAGGCUGGGGGCGCUCUCUGCAGCAGCGUCUGCUCCCUGGUGGAAGCAGCCACUUGGCUGUGACGGUUGAGAGUAGCCAGAGAGGGUGCCUGUGGCAGACUUACUACCACUCCAUGGUUGAGGUUCCUUCGGUCAGCUUCACACCUCAGUUCAGAACGAAACUUCCCCUAUUGCAGCUGACAGUGGAAAUGGGGGUCCACUGUAUAGGCUUCCCCGCCUUGGAGUAAGUCCCUCGCACGUCACUGUAUCCUGCCCUCCAUCCUAACUGGACUAUGGAGCUUGCCGUUUCAGCAGCCCCUCCCCAGUGACAAUGGCCAGAGCAGCCUGUGAGUCGGUGUUCAAGGCUCACAAGUUUCCUGAAAGUUGGAGGACGAGAAGUGGGUUGGAUGUGCUGACCUACCCCAGGGCCCACGCGCCCACACAUCCAUCCCAGGACCCAUGGCUGGAAUGUGACACAUGGCUUUUCACUUUCCUCAGAAACCAGCUCCCUCCCUCCUGGUGUCGGGAAAGGCCGGCAGUGCCACUCUGAUGCCUGGCUGGUCAGACAUGCCAACGCCAGCAUCCCUCAGAGGCAGCCAGGAAGCUGUCUCUGUAGAUGGGUGAGAACAGCUCUCCCUGGACACUGCUUGGCUGGUACUUUCUAAAGGGCCCUGUCUGGGUGCUGUCCUUUCCUCUCCAUUAAGUAAAUGGCCAGCAGCUGGGGCCGAUGGGGGGCACUGCCCUCCAGGCGGCGGCCAUGGUGGUGGCUGUGUGUGGAGGUGAGUGGUUUGGGAGCAGCUGCAACAGUGGCCUCAGGUGUAGGCUGGGAAGCAGCUUGGAGCAGACAAAAAGGGUCUCAACUUAUAUAUGACACGUGAAUCACACUGAAUAUCACUGAGUGUUUACUUGCCUAACGUUCUUCUAUGGUUUUUAAAAUAUAUUUUUAUUGAUUUCAGAGAGAAGGGGAGAGAAACAUCGAAGAGUCAUUGAUCAGCUGCCUUCUGCACCCCUCACACUGGGGAUGGAACCUGCAACCGCGUAUGUGCUCUGACUGGGGAAUCAGACCUCCUGGCUCAUAGGUCGAUGCUCAACCACUGAGCCCCAUGGGAUGAGCUGCCUAACAUUUUUUUUUACAUAUGCAGCUCACUGUCUAAGGCUUAUUAUAGAAACUUUGUAUUCUGCCGUAUAAACAGAAAGUGAUAGAAUACAAACAAAUCCAUUAAAACUAGCUAGGUCCACCGUCUGCCUGGCUCUCGGGUUGGCAGGGUCUGAGGUACCACAGGUGUGCUCGCACCACAGAUGCUCUGCCCUCAGCAACUAGGAAGCGGACUAAGGGGCCAGUGGCUCAGGCAGGGCUCUCUGACGCCCAGGUUGCACCUAAGCCCUCCUGGGUGCCGCUCGCUGGAGAGCAGGCUUGGUAAAGGUGGGGCCUGUGGAGCUGUGACGUGGAUGGCAGUGAGCCCCUGUCUGAGGGUGAGUGCACCCCGCACAAGAGCAUCCCACAGAGGGGAGCUGGGCUCAAACCCACGUUUGAAUGUCUGUCCCCAGGGGUAGUGGUGUCCAGUUUCUCUCUUCCAUCCUUGAAGGUGGUUUUCCCAUCUUUUAUUCUUGCUUCUGAUGGGUAGGUUGGAAAAGCACAUUCUUAGUUCUGCCUUCAGAUAAAGUUCAAAGACACCUUCCACUUUACAA
Messenger RNA from Myotis daubentonii (Daubenton's bat), 3748 nucleotides. It is a transcript of the gene DHRS7B, whose product is annotated as dehydrogenase/reductase 7B. NCBI's taxonomy places the organism in Eukaryota, Metazoa, Chordata, Mammalia, Chiroptera, Vespertilionidae. Gene Ontology annotation, cellular component: membrane. Gene Ontology annotation, molecular function: oxidoreductase activity. The record is from RefSeq and is a predicted model, not a curated record.